UGGAGCCGCGUCCGCUGCCAAACCUCGGCUCUGAUCCAGGGCACACACAGAUUCCAGUCUAUCACUAAGAAACACUUUAGAAGUCAGGAUUGAGCAGUCUGGAGCCGGGAGAGCAACAGAGAUGACAUCAACAGUGUUAGUAGACAUACAGGAGGAGGUGACCUGCCCCAUCUGCCUGGAGCUCCUGACAGAACCUCUGAGCAUAGACUGUGGCCACAGCUUUUGCCAAGCCUGCAUCACUGCAAACCACGAGGAAUCAGUGACUGACCAAGAAGGGAUGAGCAGCUGCCCUGUGUGCCAGAUCAGCUACCAGCCCACAAACCUCCGCCCUAAUCGGCACCUAGCCAACAUAGCUGAGAGACUCAGAGAGGUGGUGCUGAGCUCAGGGAAGCAACUCAUGGUGACUCUCUGUGCAAACCAUGGAGAAAAACUCCAGCUAUUCUGUAAAGAGGAUGGGAAGGUCAUUUGCUGGCUUUGUGAGCGGUCUCAAGAGCACCGUGGUCAUCAAACAUUCCUCAUGGAGGAGGUUGCCCAGGAGUAUCAGGAGAAGUUCCAGGAGUCUCUGAGGAAGCUGAAGCAAGAACAACAGGAAGCAGAGAAACUAAAUGCUGUUAUCAGAGAAAAGAGAGCAUCAUGGAAGAAUCAGCUAGGACCUGAGAAACUCAGAAUUCAGACAGAGUUUAAGAAACUGAGAAGUAUUCUGGACAAAGAGGAGCAGCGGCAGCUGAAAAAGUUGGAGGAUGAAGAGAGAAAGGGACUGAGCAUUAUAGAAAAGGCUGAGCAGGAUCUAGUUCUGCAGAGCAAGUCCCUGGAGCAACUGGUCUCUGAUUUGGAGCGUCGGUGUCAGGGGUCCACUAUGGAACUGCUGCAGGAUGUGAGUGAUAUCACAAAAAGGAGUGAGUUAUGGACCCUGAAGAAACCAGAAGCUCUCCCCACGAAGCUGAAGAGUGGAUUUCGAGCCCCAGAUCUGAAAAAGGUUUUGCGAGUGUUUAGAGAGUUGACAGAUGUUCAGAGCUACUGGGGUAAGUAG
Molecule: messenger RNA, 1030 nt
Organism: Sorex fumeus (smoky shrew)
Lineage: Eukaryota; Metazoa; Chordata; Mammalia; Eulipotyphla; Soricidae
Gene: TRIM6
Product: tripartite motif containing 6
Exons: 7
Coding region: 122-1030 (302 amino acids)
Molecular function (GO): zinc ion binding
Source: RefSeq, a predicted model, not a curated record